Messenger RNA from Ostrinia furnacalis (Asian corn borer), 695 nucleotides. RefSeq lists its product as uncharacterized. The transcript has a single exon. The record is from RefSeq and is a predicted model, not a curated record. Lineage: Eukaryota; Metazoa; Arthropoda; Insecta; Lepidoptera; Crambidae. The coding region runs from base 100 to 555 and encodes 151 amino acids.
UUCAAGCUGUCAAUCGCUAAAUCAACUGCAGAACGUGACUUAUUCCAGCAACUAAAACAUCACCGAUUUAAAGUGCCUGAUAAUAUCGUUAGAAACAAAAUGGGUGACGCCGAAAAAACCACAGAAGACUCCAUUUUAUCAGCAGACGAAUCAAGUACUUCUGGGUUUAUUGAUGAUUACUCACACUUGCGUCUGUCAUACCAUAGGGACAUGGAUGAGUCAUGGGAAAUUGUGGAGAUGUCGUCAUGGGAAAUUGUGGAGAUGUCACAAGAUGAAGCUGAAGUUUCUAAUGUGAGUGACAAAACUGAUGAUGCAAGUGACGCGCGGCAGAAACUCCGGGAAUUUUGGAUCUCACAGAUGCCGGAUUUGCCCCACCCUUCAGUGACCAUGGCCUCGAUUAUAUCGUCAGCUUCGCAGAAGAUGGGAAUGGUUCAGCUGAAGUACAGCGAUAGGAGUGAGCCGGGGCAAAUUUCACAGAAUGAAAGUCAACCCUCGCCGAAUAGGUUCUCCCCACAACGCCGGUCUACGUUGAAUUGCAAGGGGUUGCCGAAAUAAAUGCGUAUUAAUUCUUUAAAGUGGUUAAAACAAAAACUGAAGUGAAUUUUGUAAUUUUAAUUAAAAUAAGUUAUAAAUUUUAAUUAGCGGUUAAUGUAAUUAAUAGUGAAAUGUAUCCAGUUUAAUUGAGUGUGCAUAUU